GUUGUUGACCUCCCCGCAAGAUCUCAAUUGCGGCACCUUCGCCAUGGACCACGACUCCCACAACGGCCGGAGACCUACGCGCCAAGAUGUGGAGAGAUACUGCGGAUAUCUAAACAUGACCAAAAACCUUUUCUACCACAAACUCGAAACGACGUACUUGGACAACACAGAAAACCAAAUGAACCAUUUGACCGAGCUUUUCAGCUGUGAGAAAGAAAUCAACGCUACAAUUGCUCAAGAAAAGUACGAAGACGCAAACGAUUUGGCCCUGCUUGUCUGCUUCAAGAAAAGAAUGGAAGUUGGAAUUGCUCGAAAGUACAAAAUCUUGGAGAGCCUCAAGAUCCAGUUCUUCAAUGACAUAAUUGCCCUUUACGAAAAGACUCGGAACCAUCCACUGGACAUCUCCGCCUUUCUAACUCAAAAUCACCGCGAGGAGAAAGAGAUCGCCUUGGUCGCCGAAUCCGCUCUAGCCGCACUCCAGCCCAGCAAUGCCGAGGUUGUCGAGUCCGUUGAUGCGCCAAUCACUAGAGCAAACCUCACUCUCAAACACGACGGAAAAGUCUACACAUAUCCUGAGUGUAUGGAAGGCGUCCCUGUCGAGAAGAUUCACCGGGAGCAUCCCUACUUAAAAUCGGCCUGGACAGAUAUUGCGACCAGAAUCAAGUCAGAACUGGAUGUGUGGCGCGAGCAACUUGACUCCAAGAAAUCGACCAAAGAACCAUACAAAGAAUCCUCUCUUGCGCGAAAGGUGAACCAAGGAGAGGCCAUCCUGAAGUUCUUGGAGGAAGCCGACUUUUACCCAUAUCAGCUCGUGGCGAAGAAGUACAUGACGAUUCAGCUAGCUACUCAUAGCACCAUUUACCGUCUGGCCCACAUCUUGCAGACCCUGAAGGGCUUCAAGACGCUCGACAUCACCCCAUUGGAGUGGCUUCGACAGCGCCUGCAACAGAUCAUCACCAAGGAAGGGUCCCGCUUCAAUCUCGCCAAGACCAUUCGCAACAUUCAUCGUGAUCCCAAGUAUGUUACUCUGCGAGAAUCCAACGGCAGGAACACCAUGGAUCGGUCGAAAAUCAAGAACCCGGAUCAUCCGCGGAAGCGCAAAGACACAACCAAUGACCCGAAUCCGAGGAAGCGCCAGAUGACACAGGCUUCUGUCCAGCAUAAAAUCGACCCUCCAAGGAAAAGAAAGGCAGUAGAGACUGAGCAAAGCACCAAGUUCGCCAAUAUUCCAAGCACCCAGAAGGCCCAAGUUAAGGCUGACGAAAUAGAGGAUAUCACAGCUGAGUCCAACGACUCUUAUUGCCCUAUUGCAGCUGAAGAUUGUAUAGUGGUGGCAUUUGGACCUUCGCAAUAGUUAAUUGAACAGAGUAGUGUUGGUGGUAAUAUCCUCAUUUUGGGUGCCUAGGUGUGGAACCUUGACUCACUUGUUCCAAGGCUUGUUAAGAUCGGUGCCGCCCAAGACAUCACGAAACCAUCUUCGUUCGAUUCUGGUGGCGUUGGAUCCGUCUCCGGAUUUCUCAACUUUUCUUAAGGCUUCCGAUUCGAUUUGAUAAAUGAGCGACUUGUCAGGCGGAAGCUGGGCCUAACGAUGCAAUUACUAUUGAAGCCCCGUUGGAAUUUGUGGUUGAUGUGAAAGAAGAAUCGAUACAACACUAGUAUUCCAAAUGCUCCCCCCCUUUAUCGUUCAGAUCCUAUCCAUGCUCCGUGCUGGGCGGUAUAUGGUCAGGUACCACGACGACCAAGCUCGCAUGGACAGGCCGUUGCCUGCCGGAGGGAACGCCACCGAAACAAUACCAGGACCAGGACCAAGACCUGACUGGGUAUAGGUACUGACGGCGUGGUCCUGCGACCCUGGUCGAGAUGGGCAAUCCCAUCAUCCCAUGUCCUCUUCUAGUUCCUCCUCGUCGACGGCUUGCUGGUGCGAACAUCGACAGUACGGCUUGCUGGUGCGUACAUCGACAGUACGGCUGUACCAUGAUCAUCCUCUCUCCCAUACCAUCCAUGCCCAUGCCUGCAGCUCUGGGCUAGUUUAGGUUUAGUUCGUUCCGUCAAAAUCGUUAUCCUUUCCCUCAAUCAGCAAUAGUCUCGUUCCCAGAUAUACGACAAGGCAUUAAGAAUCCGCGAGCUGUGCGCUCCUUCUUUUUGUUCCAGUUCACCUCGUAAACGCACCAGGAUCCGAUUCACCAACAAGACUUUGUAGUCGGAGCUCUUAUUGUCCAAGGCUGGCUCGUGUCAGUUUCAGUGUGCUCAAAUCACCGUCUUGGUUUGUCCAGUUUGGCCCUCCGCCGGUUCCUUCUCCCACUAUGUAUGAAAGCAACUGUCACCGCGUGUCUGAUGUAAUCAUAAUGUUAUCCGCUGCUUGGCCCCCAGGCUGGGAACCAAGAGGCCCAACAGAUCGACCUACAAAGACCUUCGGAAAACUUAAAUUGUCUGGCCUUACACAGAUAGAGCCUGUCCGCGGGAUUCGAGAACGGUCUCCAGCGAUCCGUCGCUCGUCUUUGAGGCCUGGCUCGAGACGUAGUUGUUCUGGAUGGGGAUACAAUGCUACUUCUCACUGUACCUCCAUUCUAGACUAACAUACGCUUCUAAUCGCCCAUGUCCUACGUGUUUUGCUCACGACGCAGGGAGAUCCACGGGACUGGGUAUGUUUAUGAAUGGUUACUCCGCUGGACCAGGUGAUGCAGUUCCCUGUAGGGCGGAAGUCGGCAUAAGAAACUCUAAGAAUUGGUGCACGCAUACCAUCUGGUUUGGGACCGUGGAAGAAUACCAACCUAGCGGCUGGCAUCUGCGCAUAGCGGCCAGUUUUGUUGGGUGGCUGCGUUCUGUGAGGAUGUUCACCUUCCAUGCGUCCCUGCCUAAAUCAGGACCGCAACUCUCCGAGUCAGCAAAACACCAAGAGAUGGAGUGUUCACUGAAGUGGGAGAUGAAACGUAACCUUGUUGAGGCCGUCGCUUGUUGGUGUUGGCCAAUCGCGGGCUAGCCGGCGACUCGAGAACGAAUGUGCCCCGCUGUAUGGUCGUGGAAGGUGCCAACCGACAAGAUAGGCAGCAGGCAU
Messenger RNA from Colletotrichum destructivum, 3055 nucleotides. RefSeq lists its product as uncharacterized. The transcript has a single exon. The record is from RefSeq and is a predicted model, not a curated record. The coding region runs from base 44 to 1354 and encodes 436 amino acids. Lineage: Eukaryota; Fungi; Ascomycota; Sordariomycetes; Glomerellales; Glomerellaceae.